Molecule: messenger RNA, 7654 nt
Organism: Anopheles cruzii
Lineage: Eukaryota; Metazoa; Arthropoda; Insecta; Diptera; Culicidae
Product: mucin-5AC-like
Exons: 10
Coding region: 1-6864 (2287 amino acids)
Source: RefSeq, a predicted model, not a curated record
AUGAAUGGCCGGCGCAUGUCGCAUGAGGACAAUUCGCCCGCGAAAAGAAACAUCUCAACGAAAGUACCGCCAAUUAGCGUUCCACCCCAACGAGGGACGGUUCGGUUUUCGUCUCGACCACAGCUUAGCGAUGCGUUGAGUUCGUCCGAGCUGCCGGCAGCCUCCGUGGCCACAGUUCGCAAUGAUCGAUUGGUCCGACGUCGCACCACGACACCGCCGGACCCUUCGGCGGCACCGGAAACAUCGGCAGCCAGCCCAACCCGCCGAGCCCCGUCGCGCGCCGUAAGACAACGGACGACAACGGCCGGCCGAAGGAACUUCGACAGUUCCGGCGAAGAGGACGACGACGGCGGGCAGCGGACGCCAUUUGUUUUCAGUCCACGCUCGACGCAGCAAACGGCCAGCAGUUCGUCUCCGUCGCAGCGCUCGGAAGUGGUGGUCCGGAAUUCGUUCGCAAGGCGCGACGAUAAGAACGGCACCGCCGCACAGGACACUCGAAGUGGGCCGUCGAAUGGCGCGAAGGUGACGCCGGCUGAAAGUGGUAAUGGUUCGCCGAACCGGCGUCGUUCGAAGCAGCGGAACUUCCGUGAGGAACCGGCGACCACGGUUGCCACGGUCAGCACUUCAUUUGCUGGUCGUGCCGGCAGAAAGUACAAUCGAUUAACGACCGAAGCGACAAAACUAUCGAACGAAGUGCUAGACGAUGCCGGGGCACGUGCCUCGGCGGAGACGGUACGUUCGAAGCCAGUCCUUCCACGAGCGUCCAUAAAGCGCGUUCCGCAGCAACGCGAUGAGGGUGCCUCGUCGGAAGAAAACUAUCCCGAACCAUUCAAGAAGCUACUUAAAGCGAAACUCAACAACGAAAAACUGCGCACCAUGUACCCCAAGAACCUGGACGGAGGUGUGACGGAGAAACCGACCCGUGUUGCAGUGGCGCAGACUAGCAGCACCGCACCGCCGAAGGCAGAACCCACCGAUAGGAGCUGGAGAAGUUCUUCCGCAGAAGCAACAGCUAAAAGUGCGGAGCGAUUCAGCGGCGAGACUCCGCGGCAAGAGGUCCUGAAGAGCACACGCUACUCGUCGGAACGCGGUGUUUCAACAAAGUCAUCAGAGUACACAGGCUCUCGGAUAAGCAAAGAACAGUCCUCUUCUUCGGAAGCACUUUUGCAGAGUGGCCGCUCGUCGAAGGAGAGCAUCGAAUAUGAAGCGUCCGGAGAGCGCCAUUCGUCGUCGCGUCAACUGAGGACACGCGGUCGGUUCACCGAGACUAAACAUGAGUCCGAGCUGAAGACCAAGAGUUUUGUGCGGGUUUCACAGGAGCAGCCACCGAAAGAUCUACGAUCCUCGAGGGAAAAACCCGACCGGACCUCGGGCUCGGCAGAACGGCUGCAGUCUGUGACAGUCGGUACGCCAAGACCGUCGUCUCGGGGGCGCGGGGUGCAGGUUCUGAGUACGACGACUGCUGGACCUACCACAACCGCCAAGCUGAUCACUCCACGCCCAGUCCGGACGUACACAAGGCGCCAGAACACGCUCAGCUACCUGACCUCGACGACGACGGAACCGACCACGACCACGAGGAAACCUUUCUCACCAGCUCCUCGCAACAGCAGCAGCACCACCAUUCGGAACGAAGUGGACACGGCAGCGUCGCAGGAGUUCGCCCAGCAAACCACACCGGUUCCGAGUGAGCAAAGCACAAGAGCGGCGUCGCGAGUGAAGGUAGACACGGCCACGCGCAAAACGACCCCAGAGCCACCGUCCGGGAACCACCGGGACGAGGGUCCGCGGAAGAUAUCGCUCCUGUACACCGAUCCCUUGCAGUAUCUGCGGAAAGCCACGCAAAGUCCUCCCAUCGUCCCAUCGACCACGUUCAAGCCAUCGGGUGGCUCGGAGAGGGACCACAAUUUGAGAGUCCAGACUCCAGUGACUCCAUUGAAGCAACCGUUUCGAACCCAGCCGAGAAAGGCGUCAGCUGGCCGAUCGAGCAGUGUUGCUGGACCGAUUCCCAAAACGACUCCUACCGCGGUCCCGAUACGGGCUAACAAAAUCGCUUCCAAUAAUGUGCUCAAACGUCCGCUAACGUUUUCAUCGAACCGUGGCAGCAAGAAGUCUGCCGUCUACACACCGACCAUUCCAUCGUUCACUACACCGUCUCCGGUAAAGGUUACACCUGAUGGCAAUAGUUUGCCAAAGCCUGCUAACUCCAGCACAAAACUGCCAAGCCGCCUCGCAAGUCUAUCUUCCCUCUCCUCUACCGCUGCACUAGCUAACGAACUCAGUCUCGACGGCGAUGGCGUCGACGCCGCCGACGGUGCCGCCAUCCGUCUCGGAGACCCGGAGCAGGCGGAGGAUGACUACCGUGAGAACGAGGUGGAGCUGGACGAGGUGCAGUUAAGUCAGGCGGCCAAGGCGGCCAUCGCCGUGAACGGCAGCUCCGGCGCGGAGACCCAGAUAGAUCCCAUCUCGUCCGGGCUGACCCAGAGCCGCAUCGAGGUCGAGCCGCCGAACCAUCGGGACCAGGCCACAUCCGGUGGUGCGGUCACCGUCUCGAUCUUCAGCGCCCUCUCCGAGAUCCUUUCGCAGCCAACCGAAAGUUUACAAUUUUUGUCCUCCAGCACCGAUGCACCCUCUUCGUCUUCAACAACAACGAGCACCUCUACCACUACUACUACUACCACCACCACCACCACAACCACUACGACUACUACACCACCACCUCCUCCACCUGUACCAUCACCAGAAUCGUCUCUCUUUAGUAGCAAGUCCAACGACAAGGUACUGGAAUCACCGGCCGCCACGGCCGACGCCUCACCCUUCGACGUACCGCCCGUGAGCGUGGGCGAUACGUCUGUAAAUACUCGCUAUCUGGAGCCCGCUGGUAACCCGAUUGUAAAUAAACCCGAUCUAACCACCUCAACAACACCACCAACAACUGCAAGCACCCCGAUCGCGGAGGGGAUACCGACCACCGGGAGGCUGACCGAGGCCCCGGCGGCCGACGGUCAGUCGACGGAGUCGGAUGAAAUUUUCUCAACACCGGCCACGACGGCCGCUUCCCCGUCCGACCGUCAGCACGGUGAUCUUGACAACGAGAUUGAGAACCGCAUCCCGACGGCGGAUGACGAUAGUAAUGUUGGGGACCCGCUACUCGGCAGCCACUUUCUUUCCACUGCCUCGCCGGGCGAGUCAUUCGUCGGUCAACGUGAAGAUGAAGAUCCUGAUGACGUUCCUUUGUUCACCACACAGAGCCCCGGAGUGCCGGUGGAAUCGACGGCGACGGUGACCUCGGGAACGACACCGACACUACCACACACUACGACUGAAGCACAGGACGAAUCGGAAAACGCUAUCACAAUUACUGCUACUGCUACUGCUACUACUACUACUGCUUCUACUGAUAUCCGUGCGGUGACGAGCGUGCUUGCUGGUGACGUGACCACCAAUAACUCGGUCGAGUCGAAGUCGGAGCGCGUUUCCGUAGUCACUGCUUCCAACUCUGAUGCGCUACUAAUCGACCGUUCAGCUUCAACCACAUUCAUUCCGCCAGACACUACCGCCAUCACUACUACUUCGCAUUCCACCCAAGAACCCCAUGUCACCACCCAUGUCCAAACCUUCCAUCCAACCGAUCACCCAUCAAGUCCGGAGGAGUCGCAUCCGGUGACUGUCUCGGGCGUGGCAGGAACCACAACCGACGCCGGGCUCGUAGAGAUCAGUUCAACAACCGCCGGCGCUUACACUAAUCAUCGGUACAACUCGGACACCGACGAUCCACGUCCUUCCCUGACCGCAAGUCCGCCAACCGUCACGACCGUUACCAACAGAACACCACCCACCGACACCACCACCACCAUCACCUUCACCACGAUCACCAACGCUUCCAUCACUGAUUCGGAUCAGACGACUUCCACCGUGUACGUUACGUCAGCACCAAUGACCGUAAGUAGGACAGAGCACCCCUAUUCAAGCGUUUCCGAUGACACCACUCGCCCGCCGGCUCAGGUCGGGUCCGCCGAAUCUCCCGAACCUACCAACGACGAGUACCGUCCGAGAUUCAAAGUGCGCAUACCGAUCCUGCCCGUUGGUUUCCACCACGGUUCCACCGAGGGUCCCUCCCGGGUCCCAGCUACUUCUUUCACCCCGUCCGUGACCAUGACUCUGCCUAGCACCACCACCACCACCGAUUCCCCCAAGAGUACGGCGAGGGCCCGGUCGCGCGGGCUCGUAGUCUAUGGCAUUCUACCCAACAAUACCGUGGUGAGGCGUGUGAUCGGCGGCGAGGAUGACGAGUCGGCGGCCCAGUCGACGACGGAAAGUGUGCGCAUCGUGUACGGCAUCUUCCCGAACGGUACCUUGGUGAAGCGCUACCCGAACGGGACGAUCGUGCCGGAAGCCAAGAAGCGGACCAGCCGGGUCGAAGUGACUAACAUUGAUCCACGCGAGCUCCAGAAUCCGAACAGUGCCCUCUACCGCACCACGGACGCACCACCGCUUGUCUUGAGCACUACUACCAGCGCUUCCACUACUAGUACCAGCACGUCCGCCGCAAAGAAUCCGCCGUCCGCCACUCUGUACAGUUCUGCCACUGUUCUGCCACCUCCUAGUACCACUCUCACUACCACAAUGCAUCAACCUACGGGUACCACGACUAUUAUUGAAAUAUUGCGCAAGUACAACGAGGAGAAUCAGUUGGACGCGAAGGUGAAGUCGGACAACGUGUUUAGUUUGGCGGCGGCCAAACAGAAAUCCUCCCGUCUUCUGAAUGAGGAUGGAACAACAACGGCCAGGAGCCGGCCCCCAACAACAAUCGGGAAUGUUACGACCGAGAAACCUCGCGAUGAAGUUCGCGUUGCACGUCCUAACGCACCCGAUUUGGUGUUCCGCUGGAAACCGCCAGCGACUUCGCCAGCGACACCGAGUACGACGGAAGGUGGAGAACGGUUGGAUGCAGUAUCUUCGACCACUGAGCCCAGGUACACGACGCUGGCAGCCACUCCGAGUGUAUCGGAGAAUACCGUUCCGGACAUGACGGGCGUAGGGAAAGGAGCCAAUGGAUUCGUUGGACUAGAGUUGGACAGUGGUGAAGUGUCAUUCGACGCACCGCUCAAUCCAGAUGGUUCAGUCGAAAAUGACGUCAAUCAGCAUUCGAGCAGUCCAGUAGAAGAAAGGGGGUCGAUAAAGAAAGAGGUGCCACAGUUAUCCUCCAUGCCAAUCGCUACAGUAUCGUCUACGAUGAUGCCUGUGUUGACUACUACCACUACAACUACUCGCAAACUUUUCGCCACAAGUAGCACAAGCCGGCCCAUGGCAGCUUCCACUACUACACCACUCCCAACAACAACACAAGCCCAACGAACUACCAGCCGAACAACUACACGCAAACCUUCUUCUAAGCCGCCCUAUUCAUCGACCACACAAAGAACGCGUACCACGACCUACUCGGAUCAGGAAGAUUUGGCAUUUUUGCGACAGUUGGCCCGAUUCUUGAACGUUGGACAAACGCCCUCCACACGGAAAACAACGAAACGGCCAACGACCAAGCCUACAACAACAACAACAACAACAACAACAACAACAACAACAACGACAACAACAACGUCAACGACAACCACACCGAAGCCGACCACGACGCCCAGCCUGAGCACUGUUAUCGUCGAAAAGGACGAUCCUGCGUUCCUGAACGACGUGCGGAAGUUUCCCAACUUUGCGACUCCGAACCCACUGGUCGAUACACCGCUGGCGAACCGAAUUUUGCAGCUGGCCAUCCAGCGCGACCCGAAGAGCAUCGCCCGACAGCCGCUCGCCACGGGCAAUGCGUUUGCCACGUUCGAUAAGGUCGGGCCGUCGAACACGGAGGUCCAGGUGAGGGAAUCUCCGACGUCGACGACGCUGUCACCGGCGGAGAUUGAGAAGACGAAAAAGCAGCUCGACCGUGAGCUGCAGCAGUACAACAGUGAUCUGAAACUGCUCUCGAAUCUGCUCGGCCGUCCCAUCACCGAGAAGGACAUUCCGAGCCUAACCAAGCAGCUAGGUGGCGGAGGCACACGGCCACUCUUGGCCCCCAUUCCGACGACAACAACAACGACGACCCGUCGACCGAGCGCCACGCCCGACGGGGAGCUGCUGAAGAAGUUGCUCCUCACGCAGCAGCAGCAGCAGCACAACAACAACCCGGCGGUCAUCGAAAAGCCGGAGUUUUACGGCAAAACCAACGAAGCCAUCCUGGCGGCGGUGCUGAAGCAGCGCGGUAUAGGCCCGUCGAACACGAACGCGAACAUCGAGGACAUUCUGGCGCAGAUCGCGCCCGAAAGUGCGCGCCCCGUCCCGUUGCCACCCAUCGUUAUUACGACCCCGCGACCUACACCGCCGCGACGGACGAGACCGCCGCAGCCGCAGCCACCGCCGUUGCGCUCUCAGAAUCCCAUUCUGGACGGGCUGGGCUGGUUGUGGCGUGAGUGGCAGGCAACGGCACCGCAGCCGAAUCGCCAACGGCAGACGGCUGGCGGACCAGCCGGCGGAGGAACGUUCGGGCUGAGCGGUGGAGGUCUUGCUGGUGGUGCCGGGGGCGCAAGGACGGCAUCGCUGGCGCAAUCGUAUCGCGACGAAGGACUCGAUCCAGAUGCGAAACCCAUAAACCCGAGCGUUACGGAGGAGGCACCGUCAUUGUUCGGUGGCUUCGGCAUCAAUCCCGGUGGGCAACUGUUGAAUGCGGCCAUCGGCGUGACGCGAGCCGUGUCCCAGUUCCUAGGCGUCGCGCUACAGGGGGCUGCCAAGUCGUUCACGUCCGCCUUCCGUCCACCGGCGGCCGGAGAAGAGCCGGCGGCCGAUGAGCUGAGCUACUACCGGCUCAGCGGGAGAUAAUGGCUCCGGGGGGAAGUGAACGGUGUAAAUGAUGUGUACAUGGGACCGGUAGCCGUGCCGUAAUGUUCGCCGCACUCAAAUCUCUUCUACAAGGACCACUGCUCAACGGAGUAUGGUAUAAGGCAGACUAAUUCAAUUAUCUGGCUUUCUGCAGACGGGCUACACGCAGGGAACUAAAACAGGUGUAUAGAGAGCGAGAGGGAGAGGUAGUUUCUAAAAUAACCCGCCCGGGUGGCAGGCAACACACGAAACGUGAACUUAUUGAUUGAGAUAAGACUGUAACAUGUGAACACUGUAGUUACUUGUUUAUUGUAUCUUCUAUUUAUUGGUAGUUUUGCCAGCUCGAAGGGUUCCAACUCGGGAGGAGGUUUAAGUUUUUGGCUAGGCUUCGUGAGUGCAGGGCGUCGAGUGAUAGUCAGUAGGUCGCCUGAGGCGCGAAGUGUUAGGAACUCGGGCCCCUUCACAAACAGAGGUGUGCCGUAAUGAAGUAAUGCUCAAACAGGCCCGGCGCAUAAGGGUUUCGUGUGGGCCCCGGCGAAAACUAGGAUUAGUCGAACGUGACCCGUGACUCAAGUUAGUAUUAACCGUGUGCGUGUGUGUGCGCCUGUGAAUGUGUGUGUGCGUCUGCCAUUUCCGAAGACAGACUUCGGAAACGGCCUAAGGAACGGGUUCGGCAUCCUGGGUCGCCGUGCCGGGUGCGUUCGGUACCGGCUUGAGUCCAGGCUCUUGUUUUAACGUAGCAUAGCAUAGCUAACUGGGGCUGUUGGGUUGGAAAGUGAACUCGAUUCUU